Molecule: messenger RNA, 4897 nt
Organism: Marchantia polymorpha subsp. ruderalis
Lineage: Eukaryota; Viridiplantae; Streptophyta; Marchantiopsida; Marchantiales; Marchantiaceae
Source: the annotation of a GenBank genome assembly
CUGCCGGGAGCUUUCGUCUCGUGGCCCUCCCCUGCUCUGAUCUCAGCCUGCCAGUUUCUCCUCCCGAUCUGCGAGUCGCCGGCGAGUGCAGAAAUUGCUCGCGCCCCUAUAAAGCGAUCACUCGUCACCGUCGGUGAUGGUGUGAGAUUUGCGACGGUUUUCUUGAUUUGGAUUUGCGACCAGCGUGUGUGGUUCUUGCGAUCGAGUGGAAUUCGGACUGGAGUCUGUGGAUUGCGUAGCAUCUCGUCAACUCUGCAUACUCUCUGCUAGCUCACGGAGCUGAAAGGAAUUGGUAGAAUAUUUGACGAUCGACAGACAACAGUUGUAGGGCAUGGCGUGGCGUGGCGUUCGUGACAGCUGAUUGUUGCCUUGCCACGAGAUAAAUUUCCUCUGCUUACGUGUGCGUAGUAUUUUUCUUCUUGGGUUCCCCGAUCUCACGUUCCUGCGCGGUCCGAGCGGUCCCAGAGGUCGGGAAGUGUGGAAUGUCUUCUUAGUGCUGCUGUGCCUGGGCUUCACAGCUUCGUCAAUGCAAUGUCGUUGAGCAUGCUCUCGCUCGACUUCUUUGUGCAGCCUCCGGACAGGGAUUGUAGAAGCGUCUCCUUUCGGCAGUCGUUCGCCAUCGUGUGUCUGAGAACCAGUUUUACCUUCUGGCUCGUCCUUCACAUGUGAUCUGGGAGGUGUUUAGGAGCUCCCUCUUGUACUAUAUAGCUCUUGCGUGAGUGUAAAUUCCACUUCGAGGUUACAAUUUUCCUCUGCCAGUCUCCGUCCCCGUCUCGCUCACUCUUUCUCCCGUCUCCGUUUUAUCCCCGCGGCACAGCACAUCUUUCUACCAACAUGGCGUUUUCAGUACCGGAGGUGCGCGAUGAGCUGCUCAUGCUCGGGCACGCCAACGUUCCGGACCAUGUGAUCAUCGACUUUCUGUCGCAGACGCAGCAUUAUGAUUACAGGUCCGCGGAUCCUUCUUCGUCGUACGCCGACAGGAAGCCGAGCAGUGAUGUUGACUCGUAUGCGCCCGUUCGCGGAGGUAAGUCUUCGCGAGAAGUGCACGGACAACCAGUGCCAGGUGAUCGAGAUUUCAGGAGAUCGAACCAACGCUCUGAUAAUAACAACGGCGGAGGGUUGGACUCUCUAUGCUUCACUCCACAUUUUGCAGCCGAAGUAGAAGAAAUGAGGAAGAUGUUGCGAAUUAUGGAGGGCACGAAGGAGCAAAUUUUUGGCUCCCGUAAUUCGCGCAACAGAUUGAAGCAGGCCAUAGGAGUCUUGGGACUAGCAGACGAGCACGAGCAUUACGUAGGCAAGCUGUUCAGCGAUUGGAGGGUCGUUGGCAAGGUCAUGCGCUGCAAGUCGAAAGAGAAACACGAGGCCGGGAUUCCUUCCGUAUCCGAGGGCUCCGAGAUCUUGGAGGAGGAUGAUGGACCUGCGAGCAAUUCGACGCAGAAGAAGCCUGCGGUGUCGGGUAGGUUUGAUAUACGGGCGGAUAGUGCAGGUAUGUACAAUGAUGUUGCGAGUGAGGAUAUUGAGGAUGUAGAGAAGGACGAACACUUAGAACGACCGAGUGGUGGGAGGGCGAAGGCGGAAAGUACAUUUUCGGCUGAAUCAAAUGGAGAGGAGCGACCCACCGAUUUUGGUGAUGAUGAAGGAGAGGAGAUUUUGAGCAAGGCGAACAGAGCUAGGGCUAAGGGUACUAACGAUUAUGAUACAGGCGGGCCAGUUACAAUUGACAAAUUUGAGAGCGACGCCGGUCCCAGAAGAAGAAUCUCCGCAGGCGGGACUGGAGAAUUUUUGUGGGCAGAUAGCUCUAGCGAGGGUGAAUCUUCUACUGCUCACGAAGGCGGGAUCAUUUGUGAUAAGUCGAUAUACGAUACAAGUUCACACAACGGAGAAGAUGGCCUCGAUUCAAGUUUUGAUAUGGGCGCACCUUCUUUGGAGGCCAGCGACACGGAUCCUGAGAGGACUCUCCGGGGGCCAGACACGGAAGGUUUACGCGAUCCGGGAGCAUCGACAAAGGUGUACCGAUCUCCAGGAUCCUCCAAAUUAACCCAUCCGAUAUCUGUGGUUAUACCUACUGACAGGGAAAACCCAAUGGACAGUUCUUCUCUGCCGAGAACGCCAGAUCGGAGACACUCAGACCAUCACUGUCCCUUAAACGAUCGCAGUAAUAUUCCAAUGAACAAUGAGCAGAAGAGGGUUCAACGCAGGGCCACAGACGAAGGGCGUGCUCGUCUAAAACCUUGGGUCACAGGUUCCAAUACACCGGACAAGAGUCCUAAGCGGAUGCAGAGUUUUGGGAGGAGGGACAGAUCAGAAUCUAGAGCGAUUCCAACUCAGCCCAACAUCCCGGAGGACUCCCUCGAUCGAGCCCUCGCUAAAUCACCGCAGUCUUCACUGCCCUCUUCACUUCGUAAAGGAUCCGGCAAAGGUAGUCGCCCGGCCGAGAAGACGGACGCUCGCACUCUUCCUCGAGGCAAAGCCGAUAAUGAUGCUUCCAAGGCUCAAGGCGAGGCCUUGAAGGGCGUCAGUGAUCCCUCGAAUCACCUCGAAUUUACUCCCCAGCAUACGUUGCCACCCAUCAAAGUGGACAAAGGUUGUGGUGUCGCCGAGGCCAGACACACGUCCUGCGCUGUCUGUGCCGCUAGACAUGCGAGGAAUGGUGAUAGCAGUCCUUACGGACCGCCGAGUUUCGGAAGCCGGAGUCCAUUCGGGGGCGCAAGUAGCCCCGGUCCCCUGAGCAGAAGCGCCAGCGCCAAGACUUACAAUGGCCCGGAUGCUUCACCAAAGCAGCAAAGAAAACCCUCGGCGUUCAAUCCGGUGCCUCGCGACGCGAGGAACCCGAACUUUGUUGUCAAGACCAACGGACCUCGUCCAACCCCCUCUGAAAUUUUGGCUGACAGCGACAGGGCCCCUUUCCGGCGUCAGAGUUCUGUGAGAUCGAGCGCCGACAGCUUUCGAUCCGGUGUGCCGGGCUCUUCCAACGAAUCGAAGAGUGGCCUCGAGACGCCGGUCCUUUCAAGAUCCGCAACAACUCAGAAUGAGCGGAGUCGAGUCUCGAAGGUUACACCUGGAGGACCGCGGAGGGGUGGCAAAGUCGACCGCGUGGCAAGGUUUGCAGAAAUGCAAAAUCUUUGGAAAAGCGAUAAAUUUUUGAAGGCUUCUGGAAAGAGAAAGACACAGAGUUUUCACCGCAUAUUUUCAGAGUUGCAUGAGUCUCAUGAACGGUUUUAUGCUGCAUUCCGAGAACGGUGUGGGAUUGAAGAGUUUUCUGUAUUGGUCGCCUGAGCGUGUGGAACUGCUGAGGCAAAGAAAUUGAUGGUAACAAGUUGAUAGCGAAAGUAGGUCCGGAUGACACGCGGUCAAAUGAGCAAACACCGUUUGUGGUACCUUCUCUCCACAGCAGUUCUGAAAGGAUCAGGACUCCACCGUCGUUAUUUUAGUUUGUAAAUUAAGUUCUGGAUACAACCCUUUUCCGGGUUAGGAACUCGUAUUUCACGUUCUAGCUGCCUGCGUGAAUUGAAGAUCUGGUUCGUCUUCAGGCUCAUGAUGUAUCAUACACAGAGAUUAUCGGAGUACUUCAAUCAGCAGGACACAACUUCAUCAAGAGAAAGAACCACUGGUCAAGCAAUUAGCGAUGUUAGAACUACAACAGUAGGUCCUGCAAAGGUACUUUCCUCAGUUUGUACAGAAGAAACAAUCACCCGGUGAAUUCUGGCUUCAGCUUAUACAGCAAAUACAGCAAGCGUUUCACAAAAGCUGGCGACUCCAGCUAAGCUUACGUCUAUAGCUUGUGGACUUGACUUGGCUCUGGUUGAGAGACUCCUCAGAGUACAUUCCUACUGUCGUUUCUAUGCGGAGACGUGCUUGAUAGUUUUUGCACACUACGUACAAGGUGCACAUGGAGGGGCAGAGGGGACAAGACAUGUAACCGGAAUCUGCACCGCCCGACUUUCGUCAAGCUUGCUACUUACAGGGUGUAUAUGGGAGAGUGCACAGAAGUCAUGUCUUUGUUAACGACCGCUUGAAACAUAGCUUCGACCUCUUAACAACACCGAGUGGCCUGCAUCUUCAAAGUUGUAAGGCAAGGCGCGCUUCAGGUUGGAUUACUGGACCUAGCAGUGGUUUUGGAGUGGAUUCUUGCCUAUAAAAGGGACUGUCUAAGUUCAGCUUUGGUUUAUUUCAGUCACCUCGAGGUGGUUGCCAGAUGAUUUUUCAGUCGAUGGGACUAUAGCUUUCAGUCGCAAGCUUUUGUAAUUAGCUGAUUACAUGACGAAGUGAGUGACAUUCCGAGGUGGGAGCAUUCUGGCAGAUCUGUACUAUGGACAACUGAGGUCCUAGACCUCAUUUGGUUGUUUGCCUCAAUUAGUUGAGGUUCCUUCAGUGGUAGUAUGCCUUGAUAGCCUUGACACCUGUCCUUAGCAUUAAAUAAAUUGGUUUAUAGGUUGGUAGGGUGCACCAGCCCUGCAUGGCAAUUUGUGGAUGAAUAGCUGUUGCAUGUAGGGUAUCAUGUGUCAACAAUGGAGAACGAGCUAUAGAAAUUGUUAUUCCCCUUCGUUCUUCCUCUUGCCAGGAUGUGAGCAAUUCCAGAAGAAUAUCGAAAGCCAUUCCGACGAGAGAUUCACCUCUUGUAUGAUCAGGCCCCGAGAGGAUAGAACCGCAACAAACUAUUAGUAAGCUUAAUUGAAAGGUCCCGCCCAUGCACACAAAACCUCUCAUCUGUUAUCAUUCUCAUUCUCAUCAUUAGUACGUUCUCAUGAUUUCAUCUUCGUAGUGUUUGGUACAGAAAUUUAACUUCACAUGUACAGCAACAUCAGACUGCACAUUCUGAUUUAGGGGAUUGACUCUUGUCGAGAUGUGCAGUGGUACAGUAAAUGAAUUUGACUCUUUUUUAAAUUCCUGACUCCUA